Molecule: messenger RNA, 2279 nt
Organism: Protopterus annectens (West African lungfish)
Lineage: Eukaryota; Metazoa; Chordata; Ceratodontiformes; Protopteridae
Gene: NOB1
Product: NIN1 (RPN12) binding protein 1 homolog
Biological process (GO): ribosomal small subunit biogenesis; maturation of SSU-rRNA
Cellular component (GO): preribosome, small subunit precursor
Molecular function (GO): RNA endonuclease activity
Source: RefSeq, a predicted model, not a curated record
CUUUUUCAAGACGCUUCACAGGUAGUUUGUAGUUUCGGUCUCUAAUUGGUUUGUACAAGUUUUAUAAUAUGGCGCAGACCAUGGUGGAGCAUGUUAUUUGUGAUGCAGGGGCCUUCUUGAUGAAUGCGGCGCUGCAGGACAUUGGAAAAAAUGUCUAUACUCUCAAGGAAGUAGUUGGUGAGAUUAGAGACAAGGAAACGAAGAGAAGGCUUGCAGUUCUGCCAUAUCUGCUACACUUCAAGGAGCCUUUUCCAGAGUACAUUAAGCAAGUAACAGAGUUUUCAAAGAAGACUGGGGAUUACCCAAGCCUUUCAGCAACAGACAUCAAAGUCCUUGCAUUAACAUGCCAGCUGCAUGCAGAAUAUGUCGGACAGCAGUCUAUAAAGAAGGAUCCUGAUGUCAAGGGUAAUAAAGGUCCUUCAAAGGUCAAAGAAUCCGACCCUUCAGAGUCUGAAAACGCCAACCAUCUGAGUGAAGAUGCAAACUUCAACACUUUUCAAUUCUGGAGAACCCCAUUGCCAAGUAUUGAAGCUGAUUUGCAAGAACUGCUGGGUGCUACAGAAAUAGCCUGUAGGAUAGCAGAUUUCUCACUAGCUGCAGAGAGGAGCAAAGAAGAUUCUGCUGAUAGCAGUGGGCCAGAGGAGAAGGCUACAGAUACUUCAAGUGAUGGUGGUGAUGAUGAAGAUGAUGAUGAUGAGGGCUGGAUAACCCCAAGCAAUAUCAAGCAAAUUCAGAAAGAUAUGGGAUGCACAGAGGCUCCUGUGAAUAUUGUUGUCGGCUGUCUCACCACUGACUUUUCUAUGCAGAAUGUUCUUAUACAAAUGGGACUUCACGCCCUUUCACUUAAUGGGAUGGUCAUCCGUCAAGCAAGAAGUUAUGUUCUGCACUGCCAUGCUUGUUUUAAGAAUACGACCAAUAUGAACAAGGUCUUUUGUCCACACUGUGGGAACAAAACGUUGAAGAAAGUGGCAGUAACUGUUAAAGAAGAUGGUAGUCUCCAUAUGCAUUUUUCUCGCAACCCAAAAGUGCUGAAUCCAAGAGGACUAAAGUACUCUCUGCCAAUACCAAAAGGUGGAAAACAUACCAAUAACCCUCACCUGGUAGACGAUCAGAACUUUCCACAGCAAAGGUUGUCCAAGAAAGCCAGACAAAAAACUAAUGUUUUUGAUCCAGACUAUAUCGCAGGUGUGUCUCCAUUUGUUGAAAAUGACAUUUACAGCAGAGCUGCAAACCUGCAGAUUCGAGACAACAGCUGUGGAGCAGGACGUCGACGAAUGAACCCAAAUAUUGUGCCCAAAAAGUUUGUGAAGAGAUGAAGUAUCCUGACAGAAGGACUGUUAUAUUUUACAAGAUUUUCUAAUUUACUACAAAUAUAAAAUACAGUUCCAUAUUUUAGAAAAUGCAAUUAGUUAAAAGUAUAAAGUUUUCUUAAAGGGAAAAAUCUUUGGAUCAGUGCAGGUCACUGCAGUGUGUGGUGCACACUGUAGCUAAAUAAAGCAACUUGAGGUGCACAAAAAGAGUUGUCAAAAGAUGAGAAGAUGGAUCUUCUGCUGUGUUCAUGCAAAUUUUUAUUUUUGCUAUGAGCUACAGUUUAUGAAUUCUGGCUAACUUUAUCAACUUAUUUAAAAAAAUGUAGUUGGACUUUAUUACUGCUGGCUAAAGGAACUGCAAAAAAUGCAUAAUCAGUCGCAGACAAUUUUGGUUACUUUUUAAAAAUGCAUUUUAUCCACAUCAUUCAGGAUAUUUGGUGUACUCCAUCGUAACCCAUUCUUUGCGGUUAGCUCAGUGGGACAGAGGUUACAUUUUUCUCUGCAGCACAAGUAAAUAAGAUUUAUGUAACAGAUUUCUGGGGGAAACUGGUAAGCAAGAUUUGUAAACAGAUCUGUUACUGUAGAAGUGUUAUCUCCAACUCCCAAUCCAAUCUGACCAGCAAAGAUUGGCCUAAGUCUGGCUCUGUUAUCUAAAAAUAAUUAAAAAGAACUCCAGUUUGUGAUCUCAGCUGUAUUUGACAACAUGCUAUCUCACUUGCUUAACUGUGGAACCAUUGAGUAAGACAGAGUUCAUGGAUCAAAACAGAAAGAUUUUUACUAUUGGUGUGUUUAAGCUUCAGGAAACGGCAGUAUCAACUAGAUUUUAAUUUGCCUCAGAAUUCUACAAGAGUUUUUUUUUUUAUUUUGUAUAAGCAGUAUUAACACUGAGUCAGAGUUUUCAAAAAAAGCAAAUUAGUUGCAGAUGAUACCAUGACCAAAGUUUUUUAAUAUAUUUUCAAGUAUUCCCUU